AUGCCGACUUGCGGGCCGGGUAGUCAAGAUCCCAAUAUUUUAAAGCCAGCAGAAGAAACAUUACAAAAAUGGGAAACUGAAAGGGGAUUCUAUACUGCAUUAUACAAUGUAUUUUCUAAUCAUUCCUUAACUAUCAAUAUUAGAUGGAUGGCUAUUUUAUAUUUUAAAAAUGGUGUUGAUAGGUAUUGGAGGAAGCAAGCUCCAAAGUAAGUAUACUCUAAUUAAGAAAAGGAAUUUCUUAGACAACGUUUAAUAGCAAACUUUGAUGAGCCUGUAAAUCAAUUAGCUGUGCAAUUGGCAGCACUUAUUGCUAAAAUUGCAAGAUAUGAUUGCCCUAGAGAAUGGCGUUCAUUAAUUCCAACAUUAUUGGAUGUUAUAAGAGGACAGAAUCCUUUGGCCCAACAUCGGGCACUGUUAAUAUUACAACAUGUUGUUAAGUCUUUAGCUUCUAAACGUUUAGCUGCAGACAGACAACUCUUCCAAGAAUUAACUAUUAAUGUGUUCGGUUUUAUUCUGAAUUUAUGGAACACUUACACUGAAUCUUUUCUUAUAAUGGCAUCAAGUGGAGCAGACACAAAUCAGACACAAGAAGCUUUAGAAAAAGCAUUACUUCUAUUGAGAAUACUUAGGAAACUAAUUGUACAUGGAUUUAAUAAGCUUUCAGAAUCUCAGGAUGCUAUGUCAUUUUUAGAAAUUGUUUUCGAACGUGCAAGAACUUGUCUUGAAUGCCGGAAAACAUUAAUUUCAAGAGGUAUACAGAUGGAAGUAUGCGAUAAAUUUAUAAUUCAUUUGACCAAAGUAUUAUUAGGUGUGUUAGAAAUGCAUCCAUUGUGCUAUGUGGAACUAAUACCAACAAGCUUAGAAUUUUCUGUUUUUUACUGUUUCACUGAAACUGGUCAAGCUCUAACUUUUGAAAGAUUUGUUAUACAAUGUUUAAAUUUAAUGAAACAUAUUGUAUCAUCUACAGAUUAUAGAUUAACACCUAAAUUUGUUGAAGAUACGAAAAAUCCAUUAAUGUUGAGAGCUAAUCAAUUAAAACAAGAAUUUUUUACACCUGAAAUAUUAACUGAAAUCUGUUCAAGACUUGUAACCCAUUAUUUUCCUCUAACUCCUGCUGAUUUAGAAUUAUGGGAUACUGAUCCAGAAAAUUUUGUUGUCGAUGAUAGUAGUGAAUCAUGGAAAUACAGCUUAAGGCCUUGUUCGGCGUCCUUAUUUUCAGUAAUCUUUCAUCGUUUUGGAGAUGUUCUUGCAUCAGUCUUGGUUGAAUUAAUGCAAAGACAUCACCAACCAUGUGAUCCAAAUAAUUUACAUGCUAUUCUAUUAAAAGAUGCAGUAUACAAUGCAGUUGGUUUAGUUGCUUUUGACUUAUAUGAUGAGGUAAAUUUUGAUCAAUGGUUUUCAACUACUUUAAAAGAAGAACUGAAAAUUCGAAGUAACAAUUACCGAAUUAUUAGAAGACGAGUAUGCUUACUUAUUGGACAGUGGACAAAUGUAAAAUUGAGUGCAGAACUAAGACCAGAAUUAUAUGAACUUAUGGUCGAAGUUUUGAGUCCUGAAGAAGAUUUGGGUGUUCGUUUGGCAGCAAGUGAUGCUUUGAAACUUGCAAUAGAUGAUUUUCAAUUUAAUCCAGAAGAAUUCUCUCCCUUUUUAGAGCCAGUAUUUUCUUUAUUAUUUUCUCUUUUAAAGGAAGUAAAAGAAUGCGAUACCAAGAUGCACGUUUUAUACGUAUUAUCAUUUAUGAUAGAACGUGUUGGUAGUGAAAUAAAUCCUCAUGUUGGAACUCUCAGUUCAUAUUUACCAGCACUGUGGCAACAAUCUGAAGAACAUAAUAUGUUAAGAUGUGCUAUAAUUUCAACACUUGUACAUCUACAAAAGGCUUUAGGUCCCGAAAGUGUCGUUAUACAACCAUUGGUAGUAGCUGUUAUUACAUUAAGUUCUGAUGUUAAUCAAGAUUGCCACGUUUAUCUGUUAGAAGAUGGGUUGCGGUUAUGGUUAGCUUUAUUGGAAAAUACACCUGCACCAACACCAGCUAUAAUGGAUUUGGCUAAAAAUUUACCGGCAUUGUUAGAACAAUCGAUCGAACAUUUAAAAUUAUAUUUGUACAUAGUUCAAGCAUAUAUAAUAUUAAGUCCUCAAGAAUUUUUAAGUCAAAGGGGAGCAGUUAUAAUCGAAACGCUUAGGUCACUUUUAGGAGAUUUGAACAUAGAUGGAACAAUAAUGACACUGACGGUAUUUGAAUUAUGCUUAUGUGCUUCACCUCGGCAAGGUGCAGAGCUCAUUAAACCUGUUUUAAUAACUAUAUUUGAGAAUAUAUAUAGGGGGGAGGAGAUUAUGUUAAUUAUGACUAUGCAUUUAUCUAUUGCGGCAAGAGUUUUAUGGUUUUAUAAAGAUAUUUUUAUACAGGUAAUAAGUGAAGUAACUAAAAAAAUGGGCGGGAAUGAAGACAAGGAAGAAGCUGUACUUGGACAAAUAAUAAAGAUAUGGGUUCGUAAAAUGCCAUAUAUUUCUCAACUGGAAAGACGUAAAUUAUCAGCUCUUGCACUUUGUUCUCUUCUUGGAGCUAAUAGCCCUCCUAGUGUUCUUCAGCAUUUUUCAUUAAUCAUAACUAAUAUUGUCGAAACUCUUAAUGACAUAACCCAAUUGGAUGAUAUAAGAUGUGAAAAUAUAGGAUAUGCCAUUGAGUCUUUGUCGAUUAGUGGGCAAUCUAGUCCAUCACAAUAUGAGGAUGAAGAAUACGGAAAUAAACACGAACAGCGGAAACGAAGACUUGACUUCAACGAUCCUUUAUCUUGUAUAUCUUUGAAAGAUACUUUUCAAAACCAGUUACUUACGUUACGCAGAUUAAUUGGAGAUAACCAAUUUAAUCAAUUGAUGUGUACUCUUGUUGCUCCAAUUGACAAAGAAAUCAAACUUUACGUAUCUUUAUGAAAAAGGAGCAAAUCGAAUUAAAG
Molecule: messenger RNA, 2951 nt
Organism: Habropoda laboriosa
Lineage: Eukaryota; Metazoa; Arthropoda; Insecta; Hymenoptera; Apidae
Gene: Impbeta11
Product: importin-11
Biological process (GO): protein import into nucleus
Cellular component (GO): nuclear envelope; cytosol
Molecular function (GO): small GTPase binding
Source: RefSeq, a predicted model, not a curated record